AUGUAUGAUAAAUCCUUUCGGUUUUUCCGACAGGGUGAACCAGGCAAACCGGGGUUUCCAGGUGUUGCUGAUAUUGUCCCAGAUAAAGUUGGCUGCCCAGGAAAACUCGGGGCUGCUGGAGUGCAAGGUAGAUAUGGAAUACCAGGACCACCUGGUCUACAUGGUGAUGUCGGCGAACCAGAUAAUCAAGGUCAACCUGGGUUUAAUGGACCACCAGGAAGAAGCAGUGCAAAAUACAUUUCGAUACCCGGUGAUCAAGGUGUAACUGAUAAAGGCGGGAGACCUGGAAAACAAGGAGAGCAUGGAAGAAAUGGUGUUCCUGGAGGUUAG
This is a messenger RNA of Loa loa (African eye worm), 330 nucleotides long. RefSeq lists its product as hypothetical. Lineage: Eukaryota; Metazoa; Nematoda; Chromadorea; Rhabditida; Onchocercidae. The transcript is spliced from 3 exons. The record is from RefSeq and is a predicted model, not a curated record. Bases 1 to 330 code for a protein of 109 amino acids.